AUGGAGAUGCUCAAGCGCUGGUCAAUCCCAAUACACUCCUCCCAGUCCAACCAUGCAUCAUCACAAUCACAAACAGCAGACCGACAAUCAAGUUCUUCAAGUCUGUUCUCCAGAUUCUCAGAGGCCUGCUCUUCCCGAAAGAACGACGACGUGGAACUAUCUGACCUUAGUGUCCCGCAAGACAAUGGUGGUAAGAAGCCAUGCAGCAGCCACGACUCGGAAUACGAGGCCAUGCCACCGGCGAGGGCGCUUGCAGCACGAGAAAGAGUGAAGAAUAUGAAGGCUAUGCUGCGGUAUACUGGGGCUGUAUCAGACAGUUUGUCUACGCAGAGCGCAUUACCGGCGCCUGUGGAUACGUGUCUGCAUCACGAUAACAACAUAGAUGCAGACUUAUCGUCAAGCGUACAGGACAAGAACAGAGAUGCCGAUACGAAAGAAAAGUUGUAUACGAACACAGGAAAAGUCAUAUUCGCGAUAGAUGGUUCUCUGGAAUCUCACGUGGUGACCGGAUUAGAAAACCGCGAAAAAGCGGUCCCACCAGCAUCACCCGCGAAAUCAGCCUCUGACGGGUCAACGACAGUGGAUCUGUAUUUAGGUGGAACGAAAUUAUCUGAAAUAAGCUCAACAUCCACCAACUCACACAACACAUCCCCCACGAAAGCCGAGCGCGACACUAAACCCUCCUCUACUCCGAGCACCAAGCAUACACCAACCCAACUCACCGCUGCACCUCAAUCACAAGCUAUCCUCCCCAUACCCCUCACUCCCGUCCGUAACCCCCCGGCCACGACCAGCGCAACCACUCCCCUAAUCACAUGCCGCGUCUGCGCACAACCCCUGUUCCAAUCGCGAAUCGUGUGUUCAAAACCCAAAGCCUGGAAAGUCCAUAGUGGCGCGAAGGGCGCGGCGCACUGUCUCCACGUGGAGUGUUUGAGGGAUGCGAAGGGGGAUUGGGAGAGUGAUGUAGGGGAAACGCAAUGUGCGAGGUGUGAUGCGUUUAGGGUGUGCACAUAA
Messenger RNA from Plenodomus lingam JN3, 1014 nucleotides. The record is from RefSeq and is a predicted model, not a curated record. Lineage: Eukaryota; Fungi; Ascomycota; Dothideomycetes; Pleosporales; Leptosphaeriaceae.